GUUCUGAGAAAAUGGCGCUGAUGCAGGCAAUUGCCUGAUAUUCUGAGAGUAUAUCACAAUAUCUCUGAUUAUAUACCAUCCCUGUGUAUAUAUAUCAUAUAUACCAUAUAUAUCAUAUAUGCCGGGUAGUUUUUGAUGUUUCUGGAUCGUCUAGGUCGAACAUAAACUCAAAAUGACAGCCUUUGAAGAAAUGGGUGUUUUACCUGAAAUUGCAAGAGCAAUCGAUAAUAUUGAAUGGACUCUUCCAACGGACGUCCAGGCAGAGGCAAUCCCCCUGAUCCUGGGUGGAGGUGAUGUCCUGAUGGCAGCAGAGACGGGCAGUGGUAAGACUGGAGCAUUUUGCCUGCCCAUCCUCCAGACUGUUUGGGAGACUUUGAAGGAUCUGGAGACUGGGAAAACAACUGGAAAAUCUGAGAAACGAGUGAUUUCUGGCCCCUGGAGUCUGAGUCUCUUCGAUAGAGGACGAGCAAUGGCUGUGGCCCCUGAUGGAUUGCGUUGUCAGAGUCGAGAACAACGAGAAUGGCACGGAUGCAGAGCAAAUAAAGGCGUUCAGGGGGAGGGAAAAUAUUAUUUUGAGACUGUAGUCACUGAUGAGGGCCUUUGCCGAGUCGGUUGGUCAACGUCCCAAGCGAAUUUAGAUCUGGGAACUGAUAAAUUUGGAUGGGGAUUUGGAGGCACUGGAAAAAAAUCAAACUCCAAGCAGUUUGACAGCUAUGGGGAAUCCUUUGGUAUGCACGACGUCAUCGGUUGCCUUCUGGAUCUCUCCAAGGGUGAAAUAAGGUUCACCAAGAAUGGUGUGGACCUUGGAAAAGCGUUUGACCUCAAUUCUCAGCAGAGAUCACAGAUUUUCUUUCCGGCUGUGGUUUUGAAGAAUGCUGAGAUGUCUUUUAACUUUGGCAAUGAACCUUUCAAGCAUCCACCACCAGCUGGAUUCACAGCUGUUGCUUCUGUUCCGAAGAAUUGCCUCAGGGAGAAUGAAAUUGGAUCCAGUGGAGCUGGAAAUCAGGAGAUGAAGAAACCACCGGGUAAUGCACCACAGGCUAUUAUUAUUGAACCUUCGAGAGAGCUUGCGGAGCAGACUUAUAAUCAACUGGAAAAAUUCAGGAUUCAUUUAAAAAAUCCAUCGAUCAAACAGUUAUUGGUGAUCGGUGGAGUCGCUGCUAAGGAACAAAUUUCGGCGCUCAAUUCUGGAAUUGAUAUUGUCGUUGGAACUCCAGGUCGUCUGGAGGAUCUCAUUCAAGGAGGAUAUUUAUCGCUUACACAUUGCAGAUUUUUUGUCCUUGACGAGGCUGAUGCACUCUUGAAACAAGGCUACACAGAAUUAAUAGAUCGUCUCCAUCGUCAGAUACCGAAGAUAACAGCUGAUGGAAAGAGACUCCAGAUGAUCGUGUGCUCGGCGACAUUACAUGCGUUUGAAGUUAAAAAAAUGGCGGAGAGACUAAUGCACUUUCCAACUUGGGUGGAUUUGAAAGGUGAGGAUGCUGUUCCUGAGAGUGUUCAUCACGUCGUGGUGAGUGUUGAUCCCCAGAAGGAUCCAUCCUGGAAGAAUUUGUCUCGCUACAUCGAGACAGAUGGAAUCCACUGCAGAGACAACAUCAAAGGAAAACCCAAUACUGCUGAGGCCCUCUCGGAAGGUGUAAAAAUUCUCAAAGGUGAAUAUUGCAUUCGAGCAAUCAAGGAACACAAAAUGGAUAGGGCAAUUAUUUUCUGUCGAACUAAAAUCGACUGCGAUAAUCUCGAGAGGUACCUCAGACAAUAUGGAUCCAACGAGUUCUCCUGUGUUUGUCUUCAUGGAGAUCGAAAACCCCAGGAGCGCAGGGCAAACCUUGAGAAGUUCAAGAGGCAAGAGGUGAAAUUUUUGAUUUGCACUGAUGUGGCAGCUAGAGGCCUCGACAUCACAGGUCUGCCUUUCGCAAUUAAUGUAACUCUACCAGAUGAGAAGUCUAAUUAUGUUCAUCGAAUUGGGAGAGUGGGAAGGGCUGAGAGGAUGGGCCUAGCCAUCUCUCUAGUGAGCAGUGUUCCGGAAAAGGUAUGGUAUCAUGGAGAAUGGUGCUCAUCCAGAGGACGAAACUGCAAUAACACUAAUUUAACCAAUCAAGGUGGAUGUUGCAUUUGGUAUAAUGAACCGCAAUUUCUUGCUGACAUCGAGGAUCAUUUGAAUAUAACUAUUCAACAGAUUGGGCCUGAUCUCAAGGUACCAAUGAAUGAAUUCGACGGAAAAGUCAUUUAUGGACAAAAGAGAAUUAAUACUGGAAGUAAUUAUAAAAAUCAUGUGGAACAAAUGGCACCAGUUGUGAAGGAUCUCGCUGCACUUGAGUCUAAGGCUCAAAUAACUUAUGUGAGAAGACACCUGUUGGUCUCUUAAAAUUUUGAAUCUCUAUUCAUUGACAAAAUUUAUUGAUAGAUUUUGUUACCAAUUAAAAUAAAAAAAAUCGCAUUCGUAAGUUUCAGUCGAUGUAAUCAAUAAAAUUGAAAAAAUCGGAGUAGAAUGUAAUAAAGCAAUAGAAUUGAA
Molecule: messenger RNA, 2512 nt
Organism: Fopius arisanus
Lineage: Eukaryota; Metazoa; Arthropoda; Insecta; Hymenoptera; Braconidae
Gene: Ddx1
Product: ATP-dependent RNA helicase Ddx1
Exons: 2
Coding region: 173-2365 (730 amino acids)
Molecular function (GO): protein binding; ATP binding; RNA helicase activity
Source: RefSeq, a predicted model, not a curated record